AUGGAUUCCGAUGAUUCUGAUUAUCCUUUAGGAUAUGGUGGGUAUAGAAGUGAAUCUAUUCCUAGAGAUACAUCUGGGGCAACACAACCUAACCCAAACACAACUAAUAAUAUAAUACAAGCAAGGAAUGCGACCCAGGAUGAUGGUAGUAAUGUUAGAGCCAGCGGACCUUCCGCUGAAGGUAAUAUAGUCUCUACAAAUACUACAAUAUCUACAAAUGUGACUGCCACUGGAGUAGGUUCUAACCUUACCUCAAGAGAAUUCCAGACGUUCAUUAUAGACCAGAUGAUGAAAAUUCAAGAACAAAAUGAAACUCUUAGACAUAAAGUUGAAACUUUAGAACAAGAACAAGAAGCAUACUAUUUGAAUAAUGCAAAAAGGCUAGAAAGUGGAUUCAAGGACAUCAAAAAGUCUGUAACGGAAGUUUCACAGUUGAAGAAAUUAUUUAAAGAAGUAGUGGGUAUUAUGUCUGGUGAAAGGUUACGAUUUUUGGAUCAUUCGGAUGAGAACGCUGUAGACCCUAUCACAAGGACCCUAGGCCAAGAAGAUACAGACUACUAUGGCUCAGGACAAGGACGUACUGAAGUUGACUACGCAAGAGAAGCUCACGAUAGAUCUAUUUUGCUAAACUCUGAUAGAAUAGUUGUGAAAAGGGAAACAGAUGGUGAUGAUGGAAAUUUGCCUCUUUUAAGUGAUCAGAUUAUAAGAAAUACGUAUACUGCGACAAGUACGAUUCCUGACAGGCUUAAUGUUAGGUUACCAGGCCAUCAACACCCUGGGGUAAUCUCGAGAGCUCAAGUUUUGGAAGAUGAACAUGCUAGAGAUUCUUUAAUCGCAGCUCAAGAAGAAGGCGACAGAGAAAUGGAAAAUGCGAUAAGAACAGACUUGUGGAAAAAUUAUAAAAUGAAUAUAGCUAUUCAAAGUGUUUAUGAUGUGGCAAAAGAGUACUACGAAGGAUUUCCUGGGAAGCCAUCGCUUUUACAAUUGGAAAGAAAAUUCGGAUCUACUUGGCGUAGACAACGUGGCCAAAGAGUUCUAUUUGCUAAAAGAAAAUGUCUUAUCAGUAGAAUUGAAAACAUCAUAAAGAACCCUAAACAAUACAACCUCCCAGAAGGAAUAAAGAGGAAUCAAGCUAUCAAGGUAUUAGAAAAUAUUAGAUUGGGGAAUAACAGCUAUAAAGGGAACAUUUGUUUGAUGUCGAUAUCUCAAUUAUAUGAAUAUUUGUCGAGGAAAGAUGACAAAGUCGAGGAUUAUUCAUUGAAUAUUAAGCAAAGGGGUAUUCCUAGACGAUUAAUAUUGCAACGUCAGAGAGAAGAUACGAUAAUGAGGAAUAUACAAGAAAGUCAAUCAGCAUCUAGUGAGACGCCGGGUGAAACACUGACAGGAGAAUAUGAACAAAAUCAAGAACAUGAGCCUGACGAACUAGAACCUGGUCAAAACGUUUCGGAAAAUAAUUCCACAAAUUUCGAUAAUAUUACUUAG
Molecule: messenger RNA, 1482 nt
Organism: Maudiozyma barnettii
Lineage: Eukaryota; Fungi; Ascomycota; Saccharomycetes; Saccharomycetales; Saccharomycetaceae
Gene: EUC1
Product: Euc1p
Exons: 1
Coding region: 1-1482 (493 amino acids)
Biological process (GO): positive regulation of ribosomal protein gene transcription by RNA polymerase II
Molecular function (GO): DNA-binding transcription factor activity, RNA polymerase II-specific; RNA polymerase II cis-regulatory region sequence-specific DNA binding
Source: RefSeq, a predicted model, not a curated record